AUGAGUGCAGGAGCUGGGAAGAUGCAUGGUUGUUCUCCCGCUUCUGUGGACAAGAAGUCUAAGAGGAAGUCUAAGAAAAAUGAAACCUAUUCAGUCUACAUCUACAAAGUACUGAAGCAGGUCCACCCAGACACUGGCAUCUCCUCUAAGGCCAUGAGCAUCAUGAACUCCUUUGUCAAUGACAUCUUCGAGCGCCUGGCCUCGGAGGCGUCCCGCCUAGCCCACUACAACCAGCGCUCCACCAUCUCCAGCCGCGAGGUGCAGACGGCGGUGAGGCUGCUGCUGCCUGGCGCGCUGGCCAAGCACGCCGUCUCCGAGGGCACCAAGGCCGUCACCAAGUACACCAGCAGCAAGUGA
Molecule: messenger RNA, 357 nt
Organism: Dryobates pubescens (Downy woodpecker)
Lineage: Eukaryota; Metazoa; Chordata; Aves; Piciformes; Picidae
Product: late histone H2B.L4
Exons: 2
Coding region: 1-357 (118 amino acids)
Cellular component (GO): nucleosome
Molecular function (GO): protein heterodimerization activity; DNA binding; structural constituent of chromatin
Source: RefSeq, a predicted model, not a curated record